Effrenium voratum is the source of this 4892-nucleotide messenger RNA. The record is from the annotation of a GenBank genome assembly. NCBI's taxonomy places the organism in Eukaryota, Dinophyceae, Suessiales, Symbiodiniaceae.
UCAAGGAUGUUGGAUUUCGUUUCGGCACGAAUGAGAUUCGUUUUUGACUCAUAAGCAUCCAGAGUGAAGCCAUGAACUGGUUGCCUUUGGUUCUCCCGCUCGGCAGCGCCAGUCAGCUUCCCUUCUCAGAUGACACCGCGCAGGAAGAAUCUGAAAAGUGUUGGAUGACGGAAAUGAAUAAUCUUCUUCAAGUUGGCUUGGAAGUUGAACCUUUUGCGAGGGCUGUGAGCAAGAACACGCUCCAUGCGCUUCCACACAACUUCUCAAGUUGGCCGGUUCCGCAGCAAGGCUUGUCUUUGCUGGUUGCGCCCUUGCAAGCCGUGAAUGAGAGAUUGAAAGAAACUCAGCCCUCCACGCUUGUGACUGCAGAGCCCGCCAUGCCUACACUCUUUAUGUUGGAGCAUGUCAGCAACAUUCUGGUCGGCUGCAUAUUCCUGUGCUUCUUUAUUCUUUGCGGCUUUUUGUUUUGUCGCGGCUUGCCCUGCAAAGUGACUCAGCAUUCAAGUGUGAAGCAGGGAUGUCCGACCAGCUGGGUGGUCUUCAUGGGGAUGGUGUACACCUUCACUUAUUUCACGACAGACCAAUAUGUGCCAAGCCUUCCUCAGAUGGGUAUCGACUUGUCUGGUUCUCAGGCACUGAUGAGCGCCACAGUGCAAAUGAACUUUGUAGUGAAAGCAGUAGCUGGUAUAUUCACUGCUGGCCUAUCUGAUCGUAUUGGCCGAAGACCCACUCUUUUAGUUUGCAUGUCGCUCUUGAGUUUGGCAAGUUUUUGUUGUGGAUGCGCUGGUCGUGUGGAAUGGUUUGUAGCUGCCCGCAUUCUUCAGGGGAUUGGAGAAUCCGUGGAGCCAGUGAUUUUUGCGAUGACUCGGGACUAUUUUCCCAAUCCACAGCAACGCUUCGGAAUAGUUGCUGCCUUGCAGAUGAUGUCCAUCGGGGGCAUGUUGGUAGCACCUGUCAUCGGAGGCCUUCUUGCUGAGCUCUUCAACUGGCGCAUGUCAUUCUUUGUGCUGGCCACGAUUUGGGGCGUGCUGGCAAUCUAUUCAUACAUCGCCAUGGUUGAAAGCUGUCCCGAUCAGGAGCACGACGACUACUUGAAAGAUGUACUGCGGAUUCUUGAUCCACACCUUCUUUGCUUGUUGUUGACAGAAAGCUGUAUGAUGGGAGCCUACUUGACCUUUAAUGCCAAUGUCAGCUACUUUGCCCAGACCUUGUUCCACCAAUCUACAAUGACAACUUCUUUGAUUAUGUUAACAUUUGGAGCAUUGAAUGGUCUUGGUUUGACCAUUUCGAAGGCGCUAGAGCUGGGUAGCAUUCAUCGCGUCGCCAAGGUAGCAGUAUCGCUUUAUGCAUUUACUGGCAUCGUGUCUUUUGCGCUUGGAAGUUUCUUCUCCGAUCAUAUCUGGGCAUACUUGCUGGGAUGCUUUCUUCAGGCCAGCACCAUCACUAUGGCCCUGGUUUCUGUCAACGUCCUCUUCUUUGAGCCGCUCAGAGACUGCGCCGGCCUCGCGGCCUCCGUGGAGAUCUUCGCGAAGAGCGUCCUGCCAAGCCUCUUCUCCAUGGCGUCCACGCAGGUGCUGGGGCGUGCCUGGGCCGCUUCCGAGUCUGCGAACGCGCGGCUUUUGGCGGCGCUGUGCGGCUUGAGGCUGCCAGAAGUUCCGGAACGGCCCGGCGCUCUGGCCGCCGCACUCCUGGAUUUGCGGAAGAGCGUGGAGAGCGGCCCCCCACCGCCGGAGGGCACGCUGCCGACCCUGCCAGCGAACUGCGCACGCCAGGUCGCGGCCCGGAUCUCCCAGUUCUUCAGCUCCGCCGCCUCCUCGCUGGUGGCCGCAGCAGGCAAAGCUGGUGGGGAGCGACAACUGCAGCGCCUGGUCUGCGAGCUGUGCCUCUUCUCAGGCACGCCGCUGCGCGUCCUGCGCCAGGCAGGCUUUGCCGCGGCGUGCGGCGCGCUGCAGGCGCUGAAGGCGGAGCGCCUGGUUUUGCUGCAUAGCCUGGAAGAGCUGCAAGGUCGCAUCGAUGGAGUCGCGGAAGGCGAGGGCGCCACAGGCGCGGCGCAGGUGGCGCGGCUCUGCCGCGCCAAAACCGCGGCGCAGCGGCUGCUGGCGGUGCUCGAGCCACGGGUGGCGGAGCUCCAGGAGCAGCUGCUGCUGCGGCUGCAGGACGCCGCGCCGCCUCUGCGCAGGAUGGCGGUCACAUGCUUGGGCCGCCUCAUCCAGCUGCAGCUGGCCAAGGAUGCCGUGCCGCUGGUGCUGCGCGCAGUGACUGACCCCGCGCCGGAGGUGCGUCUGAAAGCCAUGGAGCUGGCGGGGGCGUGGUUCGACGCCAAGGAUCCUGCGGAGCACGUGGCAACGUUGGCGCCGCAGGUGGCCCAAAUUCUGGCGGAGCGCAGCAGAGACACGGACCCCCGCUGCGCAGCCUCUGCUGUUCGCCAGCUGAGGCGGGCCCCCCUGGCCGCACAGCUGUCGGACGCAGACUUCGCCGCGGUGGCGCGCCUUUCAUUUCAGGAAGGCAGCUUGCUUCGCCUCGAGGCGGCACUCUUUGUAGAGGAGCAUUUGCUGCCGGAGCCAGGCUUGGGGAUCGCUCGCGCGAAGGCGCAGGAUGCAGAGGACAAUCUGGAGGGGCACUUCACGGCGGAGCAUGGGCUCAUCGCCGUGGCGGACUUCCUCACGAGCUACCUGAAGGAUGAGCACCUGCACCUCUCCGCACGGUUUGUGGAGGCGCUCUUCGGGCGCGCAGAGUGCUUUCAGCGCUUCAGCGCGUUGGCAGAUCUCUGUGUGCUGGGGGAGGGCGCCGGUGCAGCACGGGCAGUGCCCUGCCUUCCGAGCCGCCAGCGCCUAGCUUUGCUCCACGUGCUGGACGCCGCCCUGCAGUGCGAGGUGCGCCUGGAUGGGCCGUGCGAGGCGCUGCUGGUGAAGCUGCCGUGGCUCAUGGAGCGCCUGGGAAAGGAGCAGGACUUCUUGGAGCUCCUUGCCUCCAUUUGCCGGCGUCUGAUCUGCCACUGCGCCGGCGGCGACGCGCCGCUGCCCCGCGCACUGCUGGCGCCGUUGCUGGCGCCGCUGAAGGCGGCGGCGGCGCAACGGCCGCGGCACGGGGGGCGGCUGAAGCUGGCGGAGGCGUUGAGCGCUUGGGCGCAGAGGAGCACAGAAGUGCAGGGUGCCACACGCCAGCUGGCUGCCGAGCUUUGCUGUGGCCUGGAGGCCUUGUUGCCCCGCGAAGGUGUCGCGAUGCUCUCGCCGGAGGUGGAAGCGAAGGCGUCCAGGCACUUGGGGCCACUGCUGGCGCUGGGCCAAUGUGGCGUGGACCUCUGGACCUGCGAGAAGACAGGUUCUGCGAACAACCUCCUGCGCUCGAGCGUUGCCCUGCUGGAGGCACGCGUGAGCUCCGAAGCAGUCGGAGGAGAGACGCUGGCCUCGCAGCUACUGGAGCUACCCGUGCUGCUCCUCGCCUGGCGCGCCAGGCAGCUGAGCGCCAACGGCGAGGCCACCUCCGGCUCAGGCUCUGGAUGUGCUGGUUUCCUGCUAUCCUGCAACUAUGUCCGCAACUGCUGCGCCAAGUUGGUGCAGCGCGAGAAGAACUUGAUCUUUCGGCUCCAGGCCUUCAGCAGCUUUUUGCUGGUGCUGCACCUGGAAUUCCUGGGGUAUGCUGGUCGCGAGAACGACCUUCCCAACGUGCCAGAAGAGCAUUUGAUUGCCUUGGACUGUGCGAUGAGAGACUUCUUCGCUUCGGCUUCCGCCCGGGCGUCGGCUUCGGCUGCGGGGUGGCGCCAGCCGCUGGCGCUGGUGGCCGGCAGGGGCCAAGUGACUGCCGCCAGGUGGCUGGUGGACAACUACCUCCAGGAGGGCUCAGACGAGCUGCCGGCCGAGGCCAAGGAGACAGCGGCGGCCGCCGCGUCCUGCAUGCUAGCGGAGUGCGAGCAUGAGGCUGUGUACAGCGGUGAGGCUGCUGAGCGAUUGCUGUGCCAGCUGGGGCGCAUGGAUUUGGCAGGAGAGGCGAAUGCGCAGACUAUGGCACAGGUGGCUGCUGUGCGGUUGCUGAGCCGUCUGCGGCGCUACGGGGGUCGCAACGCGCAUGAGGCGUGCCGAGGCUAUCAGCUUCAAUUCCGGGCCGCGGCGCGCUACGCACAAGAGAAGGGUCUCCAGGCGGGUCUCCGGCUGGCCGCGCUGCUGAUCCACUUCUCAGCCCCGCAGAUCGUGCCAGGCAGCCGCGCAGCGGCUCAGCUGGGCCGCGGCCUCGCGGCGGCGCUGCGGAGCGUCGGCGCCGAGAAGCGAAGCGCCGCGGACCUCGAGGUCAUUGUGCCCUUCCUUCGAGAUCCUUGCUGCCCUCUGCCAGGUUCCGCUGCCCGUGGCUUGGCCACGCGCCUGGCGGCAGACCUCGGGCUGCUGGGUCAAAACACCACGUCGGCGCGGCGACCUGGCGCUUGGCAAGCCCCUGCCUCGACUCCCGGUGCUUGGCCGCUGGUGACGGCGCUGCAGCAGAGCGGGGCCGACCGCGUGCUGAAGCGAUCCCACACCUGGCGCGCCAAGAUGCAGUCGACCGCCCGUCGGCGCUUGAAGCGCACGGUCGAGCCUGCGGCCUUUGAGUCGACGCCCUUGGCUCACUCCGCCGCAGCGGCGGAGGGGUGGCUGGCGCCGUUGCCGCGAGGCGGCGCCACACCGCCGCCGAAGCGCCGGAAGGCGGCGAGUCCAGCGCCGGCGCCGGAGGCCAAGCGCAAGCGGGAAGCCACGGAUGACAGGCCUCCAGAGCAGCCUGCCAAACGCCAGUGGCGGCUGCGGGAAGACUGAGCAAGCGCAUAGCCUGACCAACCUGAGUUGCCAAGCUCAAACGUUGAAACAAUAACUUGGUGGCUCCCAGCCAUCCGGUUCCUUAGCUUUUUAGAUCCUUUUAGUGUUUAGUGG